UCGGCGAGUUGCUCGCUCUCCGAAAGCAUGUCAGCAUUGAUUGGCUCUGAAGCGGUUCCCGUGCAUCCAUCCUCGUCUUGGAUUGGCCGUGAGAUCUCGCGCGACCGGGGGGGGGGGAAGGAGCGGGUCCCGGGCAAGAUGGCGGCCACUGCGGCCGGUGUGGGCCGGCUAGAGGAAGAGGCGCUGCGGAGAAAAGAACGGCUGAAGGCACUACGGGAGAAAACCGGGCGCAAGGACAAGGAAGAUGGGGAGCCGAAGACCAAGCAGCUCCGCGACGAGGAGGAGGAAGGCGAGAAGCACAGGGAGCUCAGGCUGCGAAACUACGUCCCAGAAGAUGAGGACCUAAAGAGGAGGCGGGUUCCCCAGGCCAAACCAGUUGCAGUGGAAGAGAAGGUGAAGGAGCAGCUGGAGGCCGCCAAGCCCGAGCCUGUCAUUGAGGAAGUGGACCUGGCCAACCUGGCACCCCGGAAGCCUGACUGGGACCUCAAAAGAGAUGUGGCCAAGAAGCUGGAGAAGCUGGAGAAGCGGACACAGCGGGCCAUCGCCGAGCUGAUUCGUGAAAGACUGAAAGGCCAGGAGGACAGUCUGGCCUCUGCUGUGGACGCCACCAGCGAGCAGGAAGCCUGUGACUCCGACUGAGGUGGCCGCUGCCCCUCCUCCUAGCUGGGCACCAUGUAGAUGGCCUCAGCAGGUGGGACCUGGUCAGCAUCACCCUGUGUCUUCUUGGACAACUGAAGCAGCCCCACUGGGCUGAGCCCUGUGGAGCAAGAGUGAACUCAUGUCCCGAGGAUCCCUGCCACUAGAGUGAGUGUGUCCACGCCUGUACAUAUGUCUAUGCACUGAACUUCUUCCAGUCUCUGGAGUAGAGACAGGUAAACUCCUGUGUGCAGCAGAAACCUGUCAGAUGUGUCCUGGGUGUGGUGGGGUUGGCUUCAAGACAGGGUAGCCACAGUGGUGGCCUUGGAGGUGAAUUAUUCCCAGCAAGGGCUGGAGUAGGACAAGAGCCUGGAUCCAAAUCGUGGCCCAUCAGUGCCAUCUCAAAGUGCUUGGGCA
Messenger RNA from Octodon degus (degu), 1053 nucleotides. It is a transcript of the gene Ccdc12, whose product is annotated as coiled-coil domain containing 12. The transcript is spliced from 7 exons. Lineage: Eukaryota; Metazoa; Chordata; Mammalia; Rodentia; Octodontidae. The record is from RefSeq and is a predicted model, not a curated record. Gene Ontology annotation, cellular component: post-mRNA release spliceosomal complex; U2-type spliceosomal complex. Bases 28 to 639 code for a protein of 203 amino acids.